GAAACCUUGUGGCGCACUUGAGCAACAACACCUCCUCUUUGUUCCUGCGCCGCCAUGGCUCCGCCUGCUUCGGAUGCCGAUCCGGCCGAUGCCGCGCUCCGUUCGGCUUUGGGGGGAUGAAAGCGCCCAAGGCCUUGAGUCCCAAUGGCUACGGACCGAACUCCCGUGCGGUCGCACGGGACCCUGCCAAGUCGGGCCAGACCUCGAGCCAGUCGAGUCCUGGUCCACGGUCGAUCGAUGAAGCUAUCACUGACUUGAGCAAGCUGCAGUUGAUGCUUGCAGUCCCUACGGUGUCGGAGUUGCGGAUGGCCCGGCCACUACGCCGCUCGGAGGGGGAAUUGUAUGUGGCCCAGUUCGUGCUGCAAUCCACACAUCGGAAGUUCAACAAGUUCUUGAGCACGCCAGAGGGAAAGUGUCAACUGCACCCGAAUUUGAAGCUCGGCAGUGCUGAUGGCGAACUGGGUUCCGAUGAAGGUGGAUCCUUUGGCAGCCUCGAAGAUGGCACACCAGUCCUCUAUCAGACCAAUGGGAUUGCACGCACCGAACAGCCAGUAUUGAACCGCUCCAUUCGCUGCAAUCGGACCGGUGCCCCCGGUCACUACAUGGAGACGAAGAUGUUAGUCGCGCGCCCCCGUGACACGGGCUUAGUGGGCUUGGCACGAGCCAAGACCAUCAAGACUCGUGUGGAUCUUCAGGCCAAUCUGUUUUAUUCCUUCACCAGCUGCUGGCAGAUUUAUGCCUGCUCGGCGAACGUCGGGCAGCUGGGCGAGGAGGACUCCGGAGAACGCAUCCUCGUGCGCCGGUCGGUGAGGGAUUUUCAGCAACAUCAUUUUCAUGACUUUCCCGUGGCGAAGCAUCUCGCCGAUCUGCUGGACCGAGAGAAUGAGGUGCUGGUGAAGGGGCAUAGCUUCGAAGUCGGAGAGAUUGAGAAGGACUUGUUCGACUACCACUGUUACACUCUGCGAUCCUGGCAAACCUAUGAGUGUGAAGGAAGGCCCCCUGAAAGUGAUGUUGGACGGAAACUCCUGGAAGCUGCACGGAACGGCCAAGUUUCGGAAGUCAAGCAUUUGAUUUUGAAUUGUGGGUGCCAUUGUGACACCAUUGUUUCGGAGUUUGGUUGCAUUGGCAGUGGCAAGUCUGGCAUCUACACUCGGACCGAUUGCGGCUUUGCAGAGGAGCGCACCGCACUCAUCGCUGCAAUUCAAGCGGGGUGGCGCUCAGUGGUCGAAACGAUUUUGGAGUUUGUACGUGUAGGGCAAGCAAGCCUGAACGUGGUUUGCCAUGAGUGGAACCCAAGGGGAAUAGGCGGAGAUUGCCUGCGGCCCUGCUACACUGCACUGGACCAGGCCAAGCUAUACCACCGUGAGGACAUUAUUCCCUUGCUGGAGGCUGCUGGAGCACUUCCACAUAAGAGGUGCAAGAAAAGCCGUCGGGAGAAUCCCUUUGAUGUCCGAGCCAGGCAAGAUCGAGGCGAACAUCGCGAGGAGCAGCCAAAAGAUUCGGCUGGCCGUGAGGAUCGCUAUGAGGAUUUCACAUUCUCAGAAUGGGCUGAUGAAGCGCAAAUGGAUAGCGACAUGAAACAGGCGGUGGAAAGCCUCAAAGAAGAGCUGCAGCAAUACGGCAACCUGUCGGAAGCCGAGCAAACCAAACUCUUCCGCAAGCUGAGUGCACGCUGGCAUCCGGAUAAGCACCCGGACGAGAAGAAGGUGAUGGCCACUCGAGUCUUCCAGUGGAUCCAGCAUGUCAAGGAUGAAGCCUGGGAGAACAGAGCAUGGUCGGCUUAGCGUUUUUCGUUUCGUGUGGAGCGGUCAUCGGCGAUGAGAAAGGCCUGAAGAGACAAAGCAUGAUUGUGCCAUCAGAUUUUGACUGAAUGACGUGGGUUUCUGUGUGGGCACCUGGAG
Molecule: messenger RNA, 1901 nt
Organism: Durusdinium trenchii
Lineage: Eukaryota; Dinophyceae; Suessiales; Symbiodiniaceae
Source: the annotation of a GenBank genome assembly